This is a messenger RNA of Brassica napus (rape), 651 nucleotides long. Its product is annotated as 60S ribosomal protein L32-1. The transcript is spliced from 3 exons. The record is from RefSeq and is a predicted model, not a curated record. Gene Ontology annotation, cellular component: cytosolic large ribosomal subunit; ribosome. Gene Ontology annotation, biological process: translation. Gene Ontology annotation, molecular function: structural constituent of ribosome. The coding region runs from base 71 to 472 and encodes 133 amino acids. Lineage: Eukaryota; Viridiplantae; Streptophyta; Magnoliopsida; Brassicales; Brassicaceae.
GCGUCCACCUAUAAAAUGUUAUUUGCGCAGUGAGGAGAGACGCCUUCGAGAUCUUACGCAAGGAGCAGAAAUGGCGGUCCCGUUGCUAACGAAGAAGGUCGUGAAGAAGAGGUCUGCCAAAUUCAUCAGGCCCCAGAGUGAUCGCAGAAUCACCGUCAAGGAAAGCUGGAGGAGGCCAAAGGGUAUUGAUUCCAGGGUGAGGAGGAAGUUCAAAGGUGUCACCUUGAUGCCCAAUGUUGGUUACGGUUCUGACAAGAAGACCCGUCACUAUCUCCCCAACGGCUUCAAGAAGUUCGUUGUUCACAACUCUGCUGAUCUCGAGUUACUCAUGAUGCACAACAGGACUUACUGUGCGGAGAUUGCUCACAAUGUAUCAACAAAGAAGAGGAAAGCCAUCGUGGAGAGAGCUUCCCAGCUUGACAUCGUCGUUACCAACAGGCUUGCUAGGUUGCGUAGCCAGGAAGACGAGUGAUAGAUGAAAGCCCUAUGUUUCUUUUAUCUGUCAUUAUUGGCAAUUUCUCAGUUUAUCAUAACUUCACCAUGCGGAUUACUGAAUGUUUUUUUUUAUCGUCGUUUCUGGUUUUAAUAUAUGACCAAUUCAGAAUCUUUUCGUACAUUCGACAAAGUAUUAUACACAGCGGGUUUUCCUUA